CAAGCCACACAAUGAGAUGGGUGAGAACACAUAACCAAUUGGCGCCAAAUCACAGACGUGGUGGAUCUCAACAAUCCACGUAUACCCACCAACAAAAACACACUCUAAUUUCUCAAAUCAACACCCAAAAUCCCCCAAUUCAGUUACUCUGUUUCUAAAUUCAUCAAGAUUAUUAUUAUUAUGAUGUCUAUUCAGUGUAUCCAUCUUCCCCAAUUCCCCCAAAAACUAUCAAUCAAACCCACAUCAACCCAACCAUUUACACCAUUAAUCUCCAACACCCGUUUCCUCUCAACCCCAAGAAACCCAUCUGCUACAACAAUAUCCAAAUCUCAGAAGCUAUCCAACACCAGCAGGGUUGUCGUUUCUGCUUUGAUUUCUGAAGAGACGGUUGCUGAAUCGAGUUCUUCGGAUACUGGUGUGUUCAAGCUAACUUACUUGGAGGGCAAUAGUUGGUUAUGGGAAGUGGGUGGAGUGAAGAUUUUGGUUGAUCCAAUAUUGGUGGGUAACUUGGAUUUUGGAAUACCUUUGCUUUAUGAUGCAGGCAAGAAAUAUUUGAAGAAUUUCCAGCUUAGCGAUCUUCCGGAAAUCGAUUGCGUCUUAAUCACACAAAGCCUUGAUGAUCAUUGCCAUUUAAAGACAUUAACACCGCUUUCUCAAAAGUUACCAAAUCUUAAAGUAAUCUCCACUCCAAAUGCAAAACCACUCUUGGAUCCCCUAUUCACCAAUGUCAUAUACUUGGAACCUGGUCAAAACUCGGAAAUUCAAACAAGUGACGGUUCUCAUGUCAAAAUACGGGCUACCUCCGGGCCAGUUCUUGGUCCCCCUUGGCAACGACCUGAAAACGGGUAUAUUGUCACUUCUCCACAAGGAGAGUUAAGUUUAUACUAUGAGCCACAUUGUGUAUAUGACAAGGAGAUUAUCGGAAAAGAAAGGGCCGAUAUCGUCAUUACACCUGUUAUCAAGCAGCUUUUACCGAGUUUUACGUUGGUGUCGGGCCAAGAAGACGCGGUUCAGCUUGCAAAACUGCUAAAUUCCAAAUUUGUGGUGCCACUGAAAAAUGGAGAUCUUGAUAGCAAAGGUGUUCUUGCAAAGCUCGUAACGUCUGAUGGAACCGUAGAAUCAUUUAAGGCGCUUUUAUCGAAGGAAUUACCAGAUGCAAAAACGCUAGAUCCUAUUCCUGGUGUACCCCUCCAUAUACCUUGAAAUUUUACAAUUUUUUUCCUACAAAAAAAAAAUUAAAAAAGUAAUGCUACGGUGAUACAUAUUCGAAUUAUGUUUUCGUUACAGUAGUGUAUACAAAACCUUAGAUAAGUCGCUAAUGUUGGUGGUGAUAGAUUUUACUUGUAUAUGUAAGCUCUAGUCUUCCUUCAGUCUCGAGUAUUUGUUCAAAGUUCGUAAAUGUUUGAUGAAUGGAUAUCGGAAAGUUUACAUAUUGACUUUU
Helianthus annuus (common sunflower) is the source of this 1441-nucleotide messenger RNA. RefSeq lists its product as uncharacterized. The transcript is spliced from 8 exons. Lineage: Eukaryota; Viridiplantae; Streptophyta; Magnoliopsida; Asterales; Asteraceae. Bases 181 to 1203 code for a protein of 340 amino acids. The record is from RefSeq and is a predicted model, not a curated record.